AGCAGCAACUCUGAACGCAAGAAGGCUGUCAUCAGUUUCAAGAUGGAUUCUCUUAUUGCAGCAAACUCCAAAUUUAGCUUUGAUCUUUUUAAAGAGAUAAGCAAAAAUGAUGGUGCUAAGAACAUCUUCUUUUGUCCUCUGAGCCUCUCAGCUGCCCUUGGCAUGGUCCGUCUGGGGGCCAGAAGUGACAGUGCACAUCAGAUAGACCGGGUACUCCACUUCGAUGAAGUUUCCCAGGAGAAAACCAAAGCACCGGAUCCCUGUCUGAAAUACAAAGAGCAGAAGGCGCUGGCUGACAGCCCUCCGGAAGGGCAGAAAGGAGCGACCAAGCCUUCAACCCCACAGGUGGAGUCUUCAAAGGAUGAGAAUGAACUUCUCAGUUGCUACUUUGGGCAGCUUCUCUCCAAACUAGAUAGGAUCAAAUCUGAUUACACCCUGAGUAUUGCUAACAGGCUUUAUGGAGAGCAGGAAUUUCCAAUCUGUCCGGAGUACUUAGAUGAUGUGAUUCAAUUUUAUCACACAACCAUCGAAAGUGUUGACUUCCGGAAAGACACUGAAAAGUCCAGACAAAAGAUUAACUUCUGGGUUGAAUCUCAAUCCCAAGGUAAAAUCAAGGAACUCUUCAGCAAGAAUGCCAUUAAUAAUGGGACUGUCCUGGUGCUGGUGAAUGCUGUUUACUUCAAGGCCAAAUGGGAAAAAUACUUUGAAGUUAAAAACACAGUUGAUGUACCUUUCUCUUUAAGUGAGAAUGAGAAGAAGACUGUGAAGAUGAUGAAUCAAAAGGGUAUGUUUAAAAUGGGCUUCAUAGAGGAGGUGAAUGCACAGAUCCUUGAAAUGCCGUACAUCAAGGGCAAGCUCAGCAUGUUCGUCCUCCUGCCGUCUUGCUCUGCAGAUAACCUGAAGGGCCUACAGGAGCUUGAAAGGAACAUCACUUAUGAAAAAAUAGUGGCCUGGAGCAGUUCAGAAAAUAUGUCAGAAAAAAGAGUAGCUGUCUCCUUUCCCCAGUUCACCCUGGAAGACAGCUAUGAGCUCAACUCUAUUCUCCAAGACAUGGGCAUCACGGAUAUCUUUGAUGAAAAGAAGGCUGAUCUUACUGGAAUCUCUCUACAUCCCAGUUUGUACCUGUCGAAAGUUGUCCAUAAAACCUUUGUGGAGGUGGAUGAAAAUGGCACCCAGGCUGUCGGAGCCAGUGGGGCUGUGGGCAGUGUAAUGUCUGCACCAUCCUGGGAGACCUUUAAUGCUGAUCACCCUUUUCUCUUUUUCAUCAGACACAACAUAAACCAAACCAUUUUCUUCUAUGGCAGGGUCUGCUCUCCUUGAAAGGGGCACAGUGCCUAGUACCUGGGAGCUGGAAGAAAAUGACAAUGUAAUCUUCCCAUAGCAUAAUGUGGGCAUUUUUUUUGCUAAUAUCUAAAGCUGAUGGAAUUUCAUCACAGUGUCAUGCUCCCUUCUUCCAGCUUUUGGCCUGGGUGUGUCCUGCUCUUUUUCUCAACCUGUAGUUGACUUUCGUCUAAAUCCUUUAGUAUUGAAGAACCCUUGCUCCCUCUUUCACCUCUCACCACCCCGAGCUUUCAAGCAUAUAAAAAAAUUCACCCUCUGGACCUGAAAGUCAACAUCAUUGAGAAUGAUAUUGACUUUAAGUUACCUACCUCCUUUUGAGGGAAUCGUGAAAGUUCAAAUCAUUAGACCACUUCUAGGAAAUGGCAAACACAGAAACCACUUUAACAUGGGUGACAAGAGAAAAUGUUUAAAUGGAAUGUAUUUUUGGAAACUCAGCUCUGUUUCUAUGACAGUUAAAAUUUCCGUGCACUGGGCAAGAUGCAUCUUCCUCUUCCAUCUUCUAUUUCCCAAAGAUGUCCUGUAAGAGGCUUCUCACUUAGGAGGAAGGAAGGCUUGGGCAUGGAUUUCAGUGAGAGCUCAAAGUUAUAGAAAUGUAUCAACCAGCAUUCAUUUUGCACAGAGAAUUUGUCUUGUGAAUUUGACAUUGACCCAGGAGAGUGGCAAGUGAAUUUAAAAGAGAUUAGUCUCAGUUUUCCUCAUUGAGUCACUGAGGCUAUCAUCAUGAAGCACUGCUCUCUGUCUCUUCUGCACCCUCUUCCCUUACUUAGAGCAUUCUCCUAAAUACCCAUCAUGAGGUGGGGGAGGGAGCACUUUUCACUGUGGAAAGUUGGGGUCCUCAUCCCCCUCUCUGUACUCUGCUCACAUGAACCUAUUUGUCCACCCAAAGGUCUCAGGCCUGGGCCCGGGCAUGAUGCAUGUGGAAUCUCUUGUCAGGAAGGCCACUGGCUCCAUAUCCAGCUCCAAUCUACUGAAAGCCCGAUGCCUGAGUGUUCGACUACAGGACCCGGGACCUUUGUUCUCUGAUGUGUCAGUUUGAGUUCUUGAUCUCUGCCUUAGCUGAACGCUCUGGAAUGACCCUGACAUGCCUCAGUCUUUUUUCUGUGGAGGUGAACUUCUGGCCCCACUUCCCUGCCCUGCCUUAUAUCCAUCUUCUUCCCAGUUGCCACCGUGUUGGUUACGUGUGGUGGUAGCAGUUUUUGCAGGUGAAGGUAGGUUAACUUCACAUGCUUUCAUGCUUUCCCAUCCACCCAAAUUUUCUUCCACACUGGCAAUUUCUUUGUGCUGUGAGAGUCAAGUUCCAUGUUCUUCAUGCAGGCUGCAGAUAAUCAAAGUUUGUUUAUGGCAUUAAACAUUUUCUCAUUGGGGAUAUGAGGCAGUUUUGGGCAGCUCUUGCAAGUCCUUUAUCCAUAAUUCACAUCCCAUGGAUCAAAUUUAUCUCAGAUAAUCAAAUACUUAGUGUCUCCUGUGGUUCCUUUUGGGGCUGAUGAUCUUGAAGGCCGAUUCCACACUGACCUGCAUCAUCGCUGGACACUGAGCUGGAUAAUCAUAACCUACAAAUAGGCUUGGAAUUGUCUGGCAUUGUUUACAUUCUUAUCUUCUUUGGUGAAAAAAACUUCCUAUUUGUAUUGUGAUUUCUCAAAAUUUUAAUCCCAAGGGGAAAUAUAUCUGUUUACAAAAAUGAGAAAGAGUGAGAUUAUUAAAUCUUUCUGUAAAUCAGUAAAUGCAUUCUUUAUACAAC
This is a messenger RNA of Myotis lucifugus (little brown bat), 3079 nucleotides long. It is a transcript of the gene SERPINB12, whose product is annotated as serpin family B member 12. Gene Ontology annotation, molecular function: serine-type endopeptidase inhibitor activity. The coding region runs from base 43 to 1320 and encodes 425 amino acids. Gene Ontology annotation, biological process: negative regulation of endopeptidase activity. The transcript is spliced from 8 exons. The record is from RefSeq and is a predicted model, not a curated record. NCBI's taxonomy places the organism in Eukaryota, Metazoa, Chordata, Mammalia, Chiroptera, Vespertilionidae.